AUGUCCCCAACACUACUCGAGAAUGGAGACCAAACGCAACGACUUGAAUUUACUCCUUCUGUAUCUUCUGACAUACUUUUUUCGAUUCAUGGAUUAACUCUUUUUGUUUUGAUUUUUCACAUUGCUUUCCGAUGUGUUUUAAAAUUAAGAUUCAAAAAAUCGAAUCAUUCUCAUCGUGAUGAUGUGAUUGACUUUAUUCUGAUGGUAUUCAGUUGUACCUUCAGCGUUGUGUCUUUAUCCAUUCUGAUUUUUGUUCAACUUUUACAAGUAGUGAAUGAACAAAAUUUAUUACAGUUUCGAUUUGCAUUGGGAGGUGUGUGCAUGCUUAUACCAGGAACGAUUGUUAUUAUUUACGAAAGAAAAUUAGAGCAUAAGGAUGCAGCAAAUUCUUCGUUCAAGACGAGCUUGCAAGAACGAGGGAAACAAUUUUUGCAAACUUUGAAAAUUCUCAUUUUGGACAAGAUGACUUAUUUUGGAAUACUAACCAUUCUCUUAUUGCAAAUUCUUGUGCCAUUCAUUUCGAUUAUAUUUAUUCCUGGUGUGAAAUUUUCCAUGUCCUCAUCCUUUUUAAGAAAUUAUCUUUCUCAAUUUUUGACACUCAAUGCAGACGAAGAAAAUUUAAAGAAAAUUCACACGCUCCUUAAUGACCUAGAAAACAGUCAAUUUUUGACAUUCUAUAUCUUGAUUCUUUCAGGCUCCUUACUAAGUAUGGGUUUGAAUGGAUUCUUUGGAUACGGAGAAGAAAAAUGUUGGAGAGAAUUUUUAUGGAAUUAUUAUUGGAGAAAUCAUUCCAAAGAAUCCGAACAGCAAAAAAGUGGCUCCUUGAUGAAAUUUAUCCAAAGCUCACUGUGGAUUGGCUUCAUUCAUGGAGUGUGGCACGCGCCCAUGAUUUUAUUAGGACAUAAUUAUGGAAUGAAAGAACAUGUUGGUUCUCAAUGGAAAGGCGUUUUAAUGAUGACGGCAAGUUGUACCUUUCUUUCACCAUUGUUGUGUUUUUUUACAGAAUAUAGUCAAUUGUCUUUGAGUUCUUACGAUAAUGUUGAAAAGAAUUCAAACCCAAAAGCGAAUGGAAUACUUGCUGGAAUUCUUCAUGGAAUUUUCAAUUCUUCCUAA
Molecule: messenger RNA, 1113 nt
Organism: Naegleria lovaniensis
Lineage: Eukaryota; Heterolobosea; Eutetramitea; Acrasida; Naegleriidae
Exons: 2
Coding region: 1-1113 (370 amino acids)
Source: RefSeq, a predicted model, not a curated record